Coregonus sp. 'balchen' is the source of this 14866-nucleotide messenger RNA. Lineage: Eukaryota; Metazoa; Chordata; Actinopteri; Salmoniformes; Salmonidae. The record is from the annotation of a GenBank genome assembly.
GGAUAAUGUGAACUGAAGGGAGGGAACAUUUCAGUAAGAGGAGGAGGCAGGAAGGAGGGGAGAGGAGGAGCAGAUACGUUGAGAAUGUAAAAAUAGACAAUCAAAUAAAAGGAGGGAGAAUGUAUGGGAGCAGAAUUGGACCAUACAAACAGAUACCUUCAAAGAGUGGGUGAAAAGGAGAGGAAAAGCUAUGCAGCUGGCAAGACGCAGAAGAACAAGGGGAAUAGCAACGGAAUACAGAAGCAAGUGAAACUCUGGUAAGAUUUUUGAAGCAGUGGAGGAAAAAGACUUGUUCCAUAUAAUGACUUCCUCUAUUGAUGUCUAAUUUCCUCUCCAUGUAACUCAAUCUGGCUCCUACAGUACAGUAAUGGGAAAUUAUUGCUUUCUUCUGACUGAGCCUCAUUGUUUUAUUCUAUAUUAUUGGAAUUACUGGUAAAUAAUGGAGGGAAAUUACAAUAAAUAAUCUGCAUUAAGGAAGGAGAAAAUUAGGAAAUAUGUGUCUGUUAUCCAAGCAUAUGUGGAUAAAUUGACAAUCUGAAAGUUGUAUUUGUCUUUCACUCCUCAGUAACUUGGGUUGUUUUACAGUGUAUGCAUAAAAACCAUAUAAAAGGAAAUUGUUUGAAUGUUUUAUUUAAUUCAUUUGAUAUACAAGUGGUAUAACAGAUGAAUUUAUCUGUUUGAAACUCCUCUGCGGUCAGCUUGCCAUCUUGACCAUGAUGCACCUGACUAUGAACCUGCUCUGCCUGCUGGUCCUGACCUUUCAUCCUGACCUGGCCAUGGUGAGUAUAACCUUUCUCCUCAUUACAUUAGGAGGCUGGCACCUGUUCAAAAGAGUGCAAUGUUACAGAAGGUUCAGACAGCAAUGUUACAGAAGGUUGUAGAACAUAUAUGAUUGUCUGUCUGUCACAGUCUAUGGUCUGUCAUGUAGAAUACUAAAUGUUGUCAGCUCUAUUCAUUACAUAUUUAUGUGCAGUGUUCUAAAUGCUUAAUCUCACUGAAUAUACCCCUGGUGACCUGAGAAAUGUAUAUUUCCAUCCCAGGUGUGACGGAAAGGUGGGACUGUUAUACCUUGAGGACUGUUCAUACUUUUAUAUCCAGACAGGCACCUGGUAAAAAUGUGUGUACAGCUGAGGAAAUCACUUGGCAUGUCAAAACAACAGGAGGAAAAAUAUUUUGUCUUAUUGAAAUAGGAAAGCAUGUAGCAUACACAUUGAGAAAUUGUCCCACAUUUUGUAAUUAGAUGGAGGUAAACCAACAUUUCUCUGUUAGUUAUUGAAAUGGAAUUGAGUUGGAGUUUUUAGGCGAUAAAUUGGUGUUAAAUUGGGCUUUGGGAGCUGAGGCUACAGUAUUUUGGGUCACAAUACACCUGUUUCUCAUUAGAAUGGGGCAUAUGUUCAGGGCAGAUGUGGGUCUGGCUCAGACUACAAAGACCAUAGUAGUGGAUUGAGGAUAGUGGGGAUUCGGGGGUGGUGUCAAGGCCGGGCGUAGGUGUGGUGUGGAAUCAAUUGCAGGAUGCAGAUGCAAGUCCAAAACACUUUAAUAAAGUCCACAGAAACAACGGCUAUAAACAGAGCCGGUUGAACAAGGGAAAAAAUAAACGCACUCAGCGUAAAAGUACAACAAACGCACAACGUGCGGACUCUCUAAUAACAUAGAGCACAAACUGACUGGCAACACCUGCUGACAUAGAACAACUACACACAACCACAAGACAGAAACAACGAGAACUUAAAGGACACAUAAUCAAGACGAAAUGAGCAACAGGUGUAACAAAUCAGACCAAACCAAACCACACAGACACAACGAACGGUGGCAGCUAUAGUACUCUCCGGGGACGACGACCGCCGAAGCCUGCCCGAACAAGGAGAAGGAGCAGCCUCGGCCGAAACCGUGACAGUACCCCCCCCUUGACGCGCGGCUCCAGCCGUGCGCCGACCCCGGCCUCGGGGACGACCAGGAGCAGGGCGCGUGGGAUGACCACGAUGGAACUCAGUCAGAAGAGACGGGUCUAAGAUAUCUCUCCUCGGCACCCAGCACCGCUCCUCCGGACCGUACCCCUCCCACUCCACGAGAUAUUGGAGACCCCCCCAUCCGGCGUCUCGAAUCCAGGAUGGACCGAACUGUGUACGCCGGAGCCCCCCUCGAUGUCCAGCGGGGGCGGAGGAGUCUCUGCUAUCUCACACUCCUGGAGUGGACCAGCUACCACCGGCCUGAGGAGAGACACAUGGAACGAGGGGUUAAUAUUUUUAUACUCAAUAGGAAGUUGUAAUCUGUUACACACCCUCGUUCAACCUCCUCAGGACUUUAAAAGGCCCCACAAACCGCCGACCCAGCUUCCGGCAGGGCAGGCGGAGGGGCAGGUUUCUGGUCGAGAGCCAGACUCGAUCUCCCGGUGCGUACACCGGUCCCUCACUACGGUGGAGAUCGGCGCUCGCCUUGUGUCGACGGAUGGCCCGCUGCAGAUGUACGUGAGCAGCGUUCCACGUCUCCUCCGAGCGCCGCACCCACUCAUCCACCGCAGGGGCCUCGAUCUGGCUCUCAUGCCAAGGUGCCAGAACCGGCUGGUACCCUAACACACACUGGAAAGGGGUUAGUUUAGUGGAGGAGUGGCGGAGAGAGUUCUGUGCCAUCUCGGCCCAGGGAACAUAUCUCGCCCACUCCUCCGGCCGGCCCUGGCAAUACGACCUCAGAAACCUACCCACAUCCUGGGUUUACUCGUUCAACCUGCCCAUUGCUCUCCGGGUGGUACCCAGAGGUAAGGCUCACCGAGACCCCCCAAGCGCUCCAUGAACGCUCUCCAGACUCGAGAGGUAAAUUGGGGGCCUCGAUCAGACACUAUAUCCUCGGGUACCCCGUAAUGCCGGAAGACGUGAGUGAAUAGUGCCUCAGCGGUCUGUAGGGCAGUGGGAAGACCCGGCAUGGGAAGGAGACGACAGGCCUUCGGAAACCGAUCCACAACGACCAGGAUGGUGGUAUUUCCCUGGGAGAGGGGAAGAUCAGUAACUAAAUCCACCGAGAGGUGAGACCAGGGUCGUUGUGGAACGGGCAGGGGUUGUAACUUACCCCUGGGCAAAUGUCUGGGUGCCUUACACUGGGCACAUACCGAACAGGAGGAAACAUAAACCCUCACAUCCCUGGCUAACGUUGGCCACCAGUACUUAGUGCUAAGGCAGUGCAACCGCCGGCCAAUCCCUGGAUGUCCAGAGGAGGGUGACGUGUGAGCCCAUAUAUAAAGUCGAUCCCGAACCUCGAACGGCACGUACGUCCGACCCACAGGACACUGUGGAGGGCUAGGAUCGGUACGCAACGCCCGCUCGAUUUCGGAAUCGACCUCCCACACCACCGGUGCCACCAGGCAAGACGGCGGGAGUAUGGGCGUGGGGCUCAACGGACCUCUCCUCCGUGUCAUACCGCCCGGGACAGAGCAUCUGCCUUACCAUUCUGGGACCCAGGGAUGUUACGUGAUCUUAAAAAACGAACCGGGCCAGAAACAUAUUCCACCUAGCCUGGCGAGGGUUCAGUCUCCUAGCUGCCCGGAUGUACUCCAGGUUUCGGUGGUCUGUCAAAAUGAGGAAAGGGGUGUUGAGCCCCCCUCUAGCCAAUGCCUCCACAACCUUUAGGGCCUGGACCACAGCUAGCAGCUCCCUGUCCCCCCACGUCAUAAUUUCGCUCCGCCGGACUGAGCUUUUUAGAGUAAAAGCACAGGGGCGGAGUUUCAGGGCGUGCCAGAUUCGUUGCGAGAGCACCGGCCCCCUUCCCGGCUUCAAAAGCGUUACCUCACUGGAAUGGGAGUGCGGGAUCGGAGCCCCAACACCGGCCCCGGGGGAAAACGGUCCUUCAGUCCCCCAAAAAGCCCUACCGCCUCAGAACCCUGAAAGCGAACCGGACCCCCUUUUAUAAGAUUUGGGGAAACUGCCCCCUGUCCAAAACCCCGUAAAAACCCUCCUGUAGUUUCGAAAAACCAAAAAACCGCUGCACCUUUUAAAGUAUUGGAGUUUCCAAAUUAGCCGGCCGCACCGGUCAACCCCCAUUUUAAACCCCCUGCGCAACAAUGUAACCCAAAAAGGGGACAGACUCCGAAAAACAACAUUUCUCUGCCGAAUAAAUCAUCUCCCAAAAAUUCCUCAAUACUCGGCGCACCAGGGGUACUGCUCGGGUCGGGUAGAAGAACACUAGAAAUUGUCAAGUAAAAGACCACUCCCUGCCCCUGCAAACCCGGAAGAUCUCUCAACAAAGGGUUGGAAACUGAAGGGAUUCAUUAACCCUAUGGAGACGAGAUACCGAAUGACCCAGGUGGUACUAAAUGCUGUCUUCCAUUUUCCCCCCCCUCCCUAAUAAACACCAAGUUGAGCGCUCCUGGGGCCAAUUUUGUGAAGCGCCCCGUGUGAAGGCCCCCUGUAAAACUCCCCCAUAGUCGCAAUCAAGGGAUGGAUAAUGUUUUCACGUAAUUGAUUUUAGACUGCGGUAAUCAAAACACGGGGCCCAAACCUCCCUCCUUUUUCUUCCAAAAAAGAAAAUCGAGGACCAGGGGAAGUGGAGGGGGUAGAUCCCUGUCUCAGACUGGUAUGUAAGUCCCAUGCUCUCUUUUCCUCUGAGAAGAGGAUACACAUGGCUCCGCGGAAAACGCACUCCUACCAGGUCAUCCACAUCCCCCCUUUUAUUGGUGGCAAUUUCGUGCCUUCGCUUUCUAAACACAAAUUUCAAUCCAUAUCGGGGGAAUUUCAAAGCCGGCAGUAGGUUUGGCUUUCCACCAGGGCGCCCCCACGGGAAAAGCCCGACAUCCCCUACCACUGGACAGACCAUCCUUGAGACCCUCUUUUCCCGAAAUAGAGGGAUUUUGAUAAUAAAAAGGAAGCCCCAGCACCACCGGAUACGCAGGAGAGUCUAUAAGAUUAAGCUAAUAGUCUCCCCUGACCCUCCUGGCCCCCCCCUAAGUGGGGCUGUGACCUCCCUAACAACCCCCAUCCCAACGGACGGCUAUCUAAAGCAUGUUUCAGGAAGGACGCUGACUGGAAGAGGGGGAAACCCUAACUCACACAAAAUCGCGAUUAUAAAAAUUUCCCCGCGGGGCCCCGAAACCUCCCUUUCUGGAAUAGGUGCAACCCGUGGGAAAAACAGGAGGUUAGGUGAUCAACAGAGAUCGGGUAAGGGGGGGUCCAUGGAGGGGACCCCCGAGGGGGCCGGGGGGAGAAAAAAGAUGGGGCCCCCGGGGUUAAAGGCCCCCAAAUAGGUAAGGGGUUUUUGGGGCUUUUCCCCCCUACGCAGAACGAGCCCAAGGACUAGUUGGAGGUGCUGGAGGGGUGGAAUGGACACCCCCCUCAGGAGUCCGCGGGGGGCCAACGGGUGUCGAGGCGAAUGGCCAUGUCAAAAACUGGUCAAAAGGAGGGUGGGUCCCUGCGGCCAAAUCACGACGGCGUUUUCCCCCCUAGGCUGCACGGAAAUGGUUUUGAGGGGCCCCUCUUCCAAACCCCGCGUCUGCCCCAAGUCCGGAACUCCUGCAAAAACCUGGCCUCCUCUUCCCUGUCGGAGGUAGAAAAGACGUUUUCCCGCCCCCUUCCCCUCAGGUGGAUGGUCGAAUACAGCCCUGAAGCGACGGGAGAACUCCGCAUAGGUGAUUGUUCGCGGGUCUAUUCUCCUCCAUUCGGCGUUUGCCCACUCCAACGCCUUGGCCGGUGAGACAGGAGAUGAGGGCGGAAACGCUCUCGUGUCCCGAGGGCACCGGGUGUACGGUGGCGAGGUAGAGUUCUACUUGUAGGAGGAAACCUUGACACCCGGCAGCGGUACCAUCAUACGCCCUCGGAGCGAGAGCCGAAUCCCACUGGGUUUCCGGAGCGUGGACUAAAGGGACUGACCGGUGCUGGUGGUACUGUGGGAGGAGGCGUGGGUGCCCAACUGGGUCUCCAGGCGAUGCAGGGUAUCAUUACUCCUUGUAAUGCGUUGGUUAUCUGGGCUAUCCUGUCAUCCUGUCCGCGGACGCGCUCCUCCCAUGACUCGUCGCUUCUGCUGCUCCUGCUGAUUCCAUGAAUGGGUGUGUAGUUCUGUCAAGGGCCGGGCGUAGGUGUGGUGUGGAAUCAAUUGCAGGAUGCAGAUGCAAGUCCAAAAACACUUUAAUAAAGUCCACAGAAACAACGGCUAUAAACAGAGCCGGUUGAACAAGGGAAAAAUAAACGCACUCAGCGUAAAAGUACAACAAAACGCACAACGUGCGGACUCUCUAAUACAUAGAGCACAAACUGACUGGCAACACCUGCUGACAUAGAACAACUACACACAACCACAAGACAGAAACAACGAGAACUUAAAGGACACAUAAUCAAGACGAAAUGAGCAACAGGUGUACAAAUCAGACCAAAACCAAACACACACAGACACAACGAACGGUGGCAGCUAGUACUCCGGGGACGACGACCGCCGAAGCCUGCCCGAACAAGGAAAAGGAGCAGCCUCGGCCGAAACCGUGACAGGUGGGGGCUGUUCUGUGCCAGUCAGGCUUCCAUAUACUCCAGUCAAGUCAUCAAUCCACAUAGCUUCCAUAAAUUCAGUGAAAGAAUUUACGGACACUGGAUUGGCUUGAAGAAUUUUUUAUCAGUGGCAGUCCUGAUAACAUCGAUGGGACUGUAGUGGAGCGGGUCAAGAGCAUCAAGUUCCUCGGUGUCCACAUCACUAAGGAAUUAACAUGGUCCACACACACCCACACAGUUGUGAAGUGGGCACGAAAGCGCCAGUGCUUAUUUGAGUCUGAUCCUGGCACCUCUCCGUUUUGGACUGUUUUGUUCCGGAACCUAUUUGGCCGGAUGCGGUACCUCUCAUUGCAUGAAAAAUAAUUUUUACUUUUUUGCAACGUAAAAAUGCUUACAAAAGCGAUCAAAGUUCAUUCGAGUUGCCUCUGCGUUAAUUAUCCUGGCCCCACAAAAAAACGUAAUGUGAAAAAGUAGAUUUUCAGCCCGGGCCUAAUAUUGUAAAAGUUGAUUCGGGUUGGGCCGGCCUGGGUUUAUGGUUUGCGCAACAUUGUAACCUAUGUUUGAGAAUAACGCGUGGCGGUGGCUGUGUGAGAAGCACGGCAGUAUCUCUCACAUAACUAGAAUGAGAUUAACUUUAUAUGAGCUCUCUCCCUCUCUGCUCUGAUAUAUAUGAGCCUGCAACUCUCAUCUCUCCAGCAUUGCACUUCAUCAUGUAUUUCCUUAUAGAAUCAUGCGAAUUGUUCUGAAGGAACUGAAGCACCGCUGAUAAUUGAAAUACAUUUGCCAAAGUUAUAUAAAUACUGCUGUCUGUUCAGAAAUUAAUGAAAUAUUUCAGAAUAGCCUACUACAACACACGAAAAGGCCUAUAAUUUAGCCACAGAGGAUCAAUAGCUUCUUUUAAAAAAAUAGCCUAGCUGUGGAUUGUAGCCCAAUAACAAGGAAUAGCCUACAGUCGGGAACGCGGCGGCAAAUCUGUCAGUGAAAAAAACAGCAUGCAGACAAAACUGGCUUUUCGCAAUAUUUCAAAUACAGUGGGGGAAAAAAGUAUUUAGUCAGCCACCAAUUGUGCAAGUUCUCCCACUUAAAAAGAUGAGAGAGGCCUGUAAUUUUCAUCAUAUGUACACGUCAACUAUGACAGACAAAAUGAGGGAAAAAAAUCCAGAAAAUCACAUUGUAGGAUUUUUAAUGAAUUUAUUUGCAAAUUAUGGUGGAAAAUAAGUAUUUGGUUAAUAACAAAAGUUUUUCAAUACUUUGUUAUAUACCCUUUGUUGGCAAUGACACAGGUCAAACGUUUUCUGUAAGUCUUCACAAGGUUUUUCACACACUGUUUGCUGGUAUUUUGGCCCAUUCCUCCAUGCAGAUCUCCUCUAGAGCAGUGAUGUUUUGGGGCUGUCGCUGGGCAACACAGACUUUCAACUCCCUCCAAAGAUUUUCUAUGGGGUUGAGAUCUGGAGACUGGCUAGGCCACUCCAGGACCUUGAAAUGCUUCUUACGAAGCCACUCCUUCGUUGCCCCGGGCGGUGUGUUUUGGGAUCAUUGUCAUGCUGAAAGACCCAGCCACGUUUCAUCUUCAAUGCCCUUGCUGAUGGAAGGAGGUUUUCACUCAAAAUCUCACGAUACAUGGCCCCAUUCAUUCUUUCCUUUACACGGAUCAGUCGUCCUGGUCCCUUUGCAGAAAAACAGCCCCAAAGCAUGAUGUUUCCACCCCCAUGCUUCACAGUAGGUAUGGUGUACUUUGGAUGCAACUCAGCAUUCCUUGUCCUCCAAACACGACGAGUUGAGUUUUUAAACCAAAAGUUCUAUUUUGGUUUCAUCUGACCAUAUGACAUUCUCCCAAUCCUCUUCUGGAUCAAUCCAAAUGCACUCUAGCAAACUUCAGACGGGCCUGGACAUGUACUGGCUUAAGCAGGGGGACACGUCUGGCAAUGCAGGAUUUGAGUCCCUGGCGGCGUAGUGUGGUUACUGAUGGUAGGCUUUGUUACUUUGGUCCCAGCUCUCUGCAGGUCAUUCACUAGGUCCCCCCCCCGUGUGGUUCUGGGAUUUUUGCUCACCGUUCUUGUGAUCAUUUUGACCCCACGGGGUGAGAUCUUGCAUGGAGCCCCCAGAUCGAGGGAGAUUAUCAGUGGUCUUGUAUGUCUUUCCAUUUCCUAAUAAUUGCUCCCACAGUUGAUUUCUUCAAACCAAGCUGCUUACCUAUUGCAGAUUCAGUCUUCCCAGCCUGGUGCAGGUCUACAAUUUUGUUUCUGGUGUCCUUUGACAGCUCUUUGGUCUUGGCCAUAGUGGAGUUUGGAGUGUGACUGUUUGAGGUUGUGGACAGGUGUCUUUUAUACUGAUAACAAGUUCAAACAGGUGCCAUUAAUACAGGUAACGAGUGGAGGACAGAGGAGCCUCUUAAAGAAGAAGUUACAGGUCUGUGAGAGCCAGAAAUCUUGCUUGUUUGUAGGUGACCAAAUACUUAUUUUCCACCAUAAUUUGCAAAUAAAUUCAUUAAAAAUCCUACAAUGUGAUUUUCUGGAUUUUUUUUCUAAUUUUGUCUGUCAUAGUUGACGUGUACCUAUGAUGAAAAUUACAGGCCUCUCUCAUCUUUUUAAGUGGGAGAACUUGCACAAUUGGUGGCUGACUAAAUACUUUUUUCCCCCACUGUAGCUGUUCUGAUGUCUAAAAGCUAUUUUCGGUCAUAAGAGACAGUACCAGCAACAUUAUGUACAAAAUAAGUUACAAACAAUGCGAAAAAAACACACAAAAUAGCACGGUUGGUUAAGAGUCCAUAAAACGGCAGCCAUCCCCUCCGGCGCCAUUAGGCGUUUUAGAUGUUGGAAUCUGAUAACAGAGAUGUCUGUCUCUUUCUGCUCCUGAAUUCUGUUUGUUGUUCAGGGAGGAAGAUCCCAGCGCAGACAAAGGCAGGCUGAGGACAGUCUGAGACCAUACCUGGGUAGAGUGGACCCAGGUGAGACAAGUUUGCCAUCGUUGUUAACUUUGUCCUUGAUGGUUUACAUCCAACAUUUAAUUCAUGCACAAACUCAGUUGAUAUCUAAAACCUAGUGACAGUCACUUCUUCCACUGUUUUCUCCAUUUCUCCCUCCAUCCCGCCCCAUGUCCCAGUCCAACUGUGUGAGCUGCUGAAGUGUCACAGUCCAAUGGGCUCCUGGUGCCAGGUGGUGCAGGACAAUGGAGUCCUCGUCCCAAAGUGUGUGUGUCCUAAGACCUGCCCACGGUAGGACCACACCACAAACUUAAUUCAGUUGUAUUCAAAGACAGGUGCAUUACACCAAUUAAUAUUGUAAGGCAAAAUAUUGUGGUUGCACAACAUUGUGAUGUUGACUCGUGGCUCAUUUUCAUAAAUUACGAAUCCAUUGCAUUAACUAUUCCAAUCAACACAGACAUGAAAUGAUGUCUGAUAGUACAGUGCCUUGCAAAAGUAUUCAUCCCCCUUGGCGUUUUUUUCCUAUUUUGUUGCAAUACAACCUGUAAUUUAAAUUGAUUUUUAUUUGGAUUUCAUGUAAUGGAUAUACACAAAAUAGUCCAAAUUGGUGAAGUGAAAUGAAAAAAAUUACUUGUUUCAAACAAUUGAAAAAAAUUAAUAACGGAAAAGUGGUGCGUGCAUAUGUAUUCACCCCCUUUGCUAUGAAGCCCCUAAAUAAGAUCUGGUGCAACCAAUUACCUUCAGAAAUCACAUAAUUAGUUAAAUAAAGUCCACCUGUGUGCAAUCUAAGUGUCACAUGAACUGUCACUCAAUUUAUAUACACCUGCUCUGAAAGGCCCCAGAGUUCUGCAAAACCACUAAGCAAGGGGCACCACCAAGCAAGCGGCACCAUGAAGACCAAGGAGCUCUCCAAACAGGUCAGGGACAAAGUUUUGUAGAAGUACCGAUCAGAGUUGGGUUAUAAAAAAAGAUCUGAAACUUUGAACAUCCCACGGAGCACCAUUAAAUCCAUUAUUAAAAAUGGAAAGAAUAUGGCACCACAACAAACCAGCCAAGAGAGGGCCGCCCACCAAAACUCAAUGACCAGGCAAGGAGGGCAUUAAUCAGAAAGGCAACAAAGAGUCCAAAGAUAACCCUGAAGGAGCUGCAAAGCUCCACAGCGGAGAAUGGAGUAUCUGUCCAUAGGACCAAUUUAAGCCGUACACUCCACAGAGCUGGGCUUUACGGAAGAGUGGCCAGAAAAAAGCCAUUGCUUAAAGAAAAAAAUAAGCAAACACGUUUCGUGUUCGCCAAAAGGCAUGUGGGAGACUCCCCAAACAUAUGGAAGAAGGUACUCUGGUCAGAUGAGACUAAAAUUGAGCUGUUUGGCCAUCAAGGAAAACGCUAUGUCUGGUGCAAACCCAACACCUCUCAUCACCCUGAGAACACCAUCCCCACAGUGAAGCAUGGUGGUGGCAGCAUGCUGCUGUGGGGAUGUUUUUUCAUCGGCAGGGACUGGGAAACUGGCCAGAAUUGAAGGAAUGAUGGAUGGCGCUAAAUACAGGGAAAUUCUUGAGGGAAACCUGUUUCAGUCUUCCAGAGAUUUGAGACUGGGACGGAGGUUCACCUUCCAGCAGGACAAUUACCCUAAGCAUACUGCUAAAGCAACACUCGAGUGGCAGGUAGCUUAGUGGUUAAGAGUGUUGUGCCAGUAACCGAAAGGUCGCUGGUUCUAAUCCCCGAGCCGACUAGGUGAAAAAUCUGUCGAUGUGCCCUUGAGCAAGGCACUUAACCCUAAUUGCUCCUGUAAGUCGCUCUGGAUAAGACCGUCUGCUAAAUGACUAAAAUGUUUAAGGGGAAACAUUUAAAUGUCUUGGAAAGGCCUAGUCAAAGCCCAGACCGCAAUCCAAUUGAGAAUCUGUGGUAUGACUUCAAGAUUGCUGUACACCAGUGGAACCCAUUCAUCUUGAAGGAGCUGGAGCAGUUUUGCCUUGAAGAAUGGGCAAAAAUCCCAGUGGCUAGAUGUGCCAAGCUUAUAGAGACAUACACCAAGAGACUUGCAGCUGUAAUGGCUGCAAAAGGUGGCUCUACAAAGUAUUGACUUUGGGGGGGUGAAUAGUUAUGCACGCUCAAGUUUUCUUUAUUUUUUUUUUCAUUUUUAUUUUUAUUUUCCCAAGAAAAAAUAUUUUGCUUCUUCAAAGUGGUAGGCUUGUUGUGUAAAUCAAAUGAUACAAACCCCCAAAAAAUCAAUUUUAAUUCCAGGUUGUAAGGCAACAAAAUAGGAAAAAUGCCAAGGGGGGUGAAUACUUUCGCAAGCCACUGUACAUUUGCUGAAAGUAAUGAGCAUUACAAAUUAGAAUCAUGGAGGUAGCUGUUACUUCCAUCCCAUGGCUGUUUUACUCCCACCCUGCCAGCAGGUACAAAACUAACGUUGCGGUAGUUCUGUUCUCGGUCUAUUUAAUUUAAACUCAUUUACACCAGAAAUUAAAUUACAGUUGCUAAUGGUGGAGGAGAUGUAUAAAUUGUUUGUCAUAAACAAAAUGGUGUCUCUAGCUCUAUCAAUCUCUGAGUAAUUAGGGGGAAAAAACUUUCGUCCCUGUUCUCCCCUACAGCAACACUUCCUCAAAAUAGUCAAUCAAUCUUAGAUAGAUCAAGAAAUCUGUCAUUAAUUUUGACAUUUUUGCAGGUCUUAGUCACGCAAUUGUACAUCUAACUAAGGUGUUUGGUGCAGUAUUUCUCAACUGAAAAUAAUUUAAUGAAAACUAGUCAUCUGUCAUUGAAUGACAACAAACACUUUAUUGAAGAAUCCCUACUGUUGACCAUUCUCUGACGAAGGGGCGUAGAUUCCGGCUAUCGAACUUCGGCUUGCCUCAAGAAAAAAUUUAUUGUGCUCGAACAGCCGAAAUAAAACCCGCUGAACACCAAAAUGAACAUAAACGUCACAAAAUGUGUCAUAAUAUAUGCGCAAACUGUUUUGACCAAGAAGCAUACAUAAGCUUUAUUCAAUAUGCUUGUAAUGACUUGUGUGUGCAGGCAGGGGGAACCAGUGUGCAGUGUUCUGGGAAAGACCUUUGGGAACGAGUGUCUGCUGCAUAGAGAAGCCUGCCGCAAGAGACGUCGCAUUGGACUGGCUCAUAUAGGGCCCUGUCUGGGUAGGACACACAAACACACUCACAGUACUGUACCUACAUAAUAAGCCUUCUUCAAGUCCAGUUCCCACUUCAUGCUUGCUUAUGUUUCCAAGUUCCCAAGUCAAACUGCACAGAGGAGGAGUAUGGCCAGUUCCCAUACCGCCUAAUGGACUGGUUCCUCCUACUGAGUCGUAUGGGAGAGUCUUAUGCCCCCUAUGCUCCGCCGCAGAGCUGCCUGAGCCACGCCCAGCGCACCCAACUAGCCCAGGUAACAGAAAAGACAGAAGAAUAGGGCUGGGCAACAAUGGUCCUGGAGGGCUGUAGUGUUUGCAAGAUUUAGCUGAAGCCAAUCUCUUCCACACCUGAUUACACUUAUCAUGAACUAAAUUGAAGGGCAUGAAGUGCACUUUGGCAUAAGAGCACUAUUAUUUGUGUUGUGGUGUUAAAUUGUUACAGUUCCCGAGAGCAGAUUUAAUUUAAGGUUAACAAGCUCCUGUUUAGCUUAUUGUGUGGUCUUCCACAACUCAGAAUGGGGGGGCUUACAGGAACCCCAGUAUAAAUAGACUUAGUCAAUAAUCACUAAAUUAUUCAAUAAGAAAGUUAACUGGGUGGUAAUAUUAUAUCCCCAUCCCUGCCUUCCUGACCUCUCGCCAUACCUCUAUCUAUUCAACUAACCACAUCCUUAACCUUAUCUUUGUCCUCCUUCCUCCUCCCUCCCACCCUGUCCAUCCUCCUUGUAGGUAUUGGCUAAUAGGAGAGCCUGGGCAUGAAUGGCACAUUUUUGUCAUUUAAUAUUCUUCUGCUGAGAUGUCUCCUCUCUUUCCUCUCCUGAAACGUGUAGCGGAGGUUUGCCCUGCUGGACAAGAACAAGGACGGGAAGCUGAGCCGGAGGGACCUGAGGAAGUUGCGCUACAAGAGGAUGCCUCUGGAGCAAUGUGCUACCUUCUUCUUCCAGUGAGCCCCACUCUGAAUACACAGUAGACUUCACAUUUACCUUAUCCUCUAUGCACCACAUACAAAUUAUGACAGAUACAAAUCCCCACUAUGUUCAUCACUGUCUUUAUCAGUUGCCAACUAUCAAUAUAAUUUCAUCUCAAUCAAUAAAGAAAAUACAUAUAAAUUAAACUGAUGCAAUGAGAAUGUUAUGGAAAAAUGUGAAAUUUGGGGCAAUUACCUAUUUGUAAAUGGAAUGUCAAAUGAUUUCCUGAAUGUAGAGGGUUAAAAUGUUGCACCUCCCAUCCUCAUGUUCUCUUUGCACCCCAUCCUCAGCAGCCUUCCUCUGAGCCCCUCUCUCCCUCUUCUAACCAGCCAACCCCCCUCCCCCAUCAUCACUUUCCUCUCUAUCUCACCCAUCCCUCUAUCACUCCCUCCUUCAUAACCCAUGUCCUAAUCGCUCUCUUUCCUCCCUACUAUGUCUAUUCUAUCUCUUUCUCUCUCUCCCUCUCUCUAUCUCUCCCCCUCCCUCUCUCCCGCCUCAGUCGUAAAGCUGGUGUGUUCCCAGUCUGCAGUGACAGGUUUUGUGGGAGUAGGGCUGGCCGGCUCAAUGUCAACCCAUUCCCAGCAAUGAUAAUGUUUAUUACCCACUGAGCUUCCCGCUGUGUGUUGAUUAGCACAAAUGGAAACGGUACCCUUCAAAGAUAAUGUUUCUUUGUGGGUGAAGACAAAUGUCAGUCAUAUUGUGCAUAUUCUAUGCAGAUGUGUUUGUUUGCAUGUGUCCUUUGUGUUUGUGUGUUUGAUUUGCCCUUCAUGUUUGUGUGUGUGACUGUGUGUGUGUGUAUUUGCAACAGCAGGCCUAUAUGUUUGUUUAUGAGGUAAUGUGUAUGUAUAUUCUCUGUAUACAGGUCAUGUGACCGUAACAAGAACAGUAAGGUGACCCUGCAUGAAUGGAUCUCCUGUCUGGUGGAUCGCUCAGAGAGCUGGUUCUACAGCUUUAUGUGUGGGUGCAAUCCCUUACCCUCACUAUCCAAAAUUAUGCUACAUUACCUGUAGAUCAUAGUGUGUCAUGUGUUUCGUCUUUAAUUUAACAAAAUUUGAUUACAGCAAAUUAUUUGAUUACAGCAUGUUUCUUUCUCUCUCUGACAGCUAUGAAAAUGGGAUCCGGUAAGCUGUGUCCCAUGAAGACCGACAACCACCUUUGACCUGGACAUGAACACAUCUCCUCUCGGUUGUCUACAUGUACAUCUGUUUAUCACUGCUAUCUACAAUAAUCAGCAUCAAAGAUUAUCCACCUUUUAUCCACUGCCAGCAUCAUACUCCCCCUAACUGUCACACUCAUUACUGUGUUUGUUUUUGAUUUAUGACAUCAUCUGUUUUGUGACGUCCACUGUACAUUCAUCUGUGUGGAGAAAUGGCCUGUAAUAAAUGUCUAUGAG